AUGUUCAGGCUCUCACCCGCCAAACCUUCCUCCUCAGGUACCAACCCAAAAGCCCCGCCAACAUCGGCGGAAUACGACAAUGGGCUGAGAGUCGAGGCCAAGAACGUAUACAUGGUUAUUUCGUCGACGGGGCUUCCACGACAGUACCACUGGGGAGUACUUAUCGCUUCUAAUGAACUGGGAGGAGUCAUUUUUCACCAAACUCUCAAUGGAACCAUCUGGCGAUAUACAGUUGAGUUCGAGGAUAUUACGAGAUCCACGGAAUUACUCGUUGUUUUAAAACUCGGCGAGGUCCCAGACAUCACGACUGAGUGGAUGGACGCUAUAAAACAGUGCGUUCAAGCUACUGAGGUGCCAGGAGACGAGUUUACUUGUCGAACCUGGGCUCUCGCGGCGGUAUAUGAACUUGCCAACUGCGGGUUUAUCGGAAUGGAGCCAAGCUGGGAAAUCAUGAAGAAGAUUGAGGACGAAGCCAACGACAUUGCGAUGGACGCAUUAUUUUCCAACCAAAAGCUCGUCGUGGAUAGUCGUCAGUGUACCCUUUGA
This is a messenger RNA of Trichophyton rubrum CBS 118892, 546 nucleotides long. RefSeq lists its product as uncharacterized. The transcript has a single exon. The record is from RefSeq and is a predicted model, not a curated record. The coding region runs from base 1 to 546 and encodes 181 amino acids. Lineage: Eukaryota; Fungi; Ascomycota; Eurotiomycetes; Onygenales; Arthrodermataceae.